UCGGUUAAGCAGAACGGUGUCAUGGCGCGGCAACAAUGACCGAGAGUUUGUUUCUCAUCGACGAAUCUAGCACGAAGGCCAAUAUGUGGGGCGGAUUUCGCUGCAACAAGGCUUUCGUGAUACUCGUCCUGCUAAAUGUGAUUGUCUUCCAAAGCAUCGUAUAUUAUCAGGAGCACAAGAAGUGGCAGGAAAUAAGGUCCAAGCUGGAGCCGAUGAUAGCGGAUCUGCGGGACGUGCAGGGAUUGACGUACAGCUUGCUGAAGAGGCUGGAGGCGCACGGCCUCUUCGUCGAGAACGUCCGCGGGCGAAACGGGGAUAGCCGGCCCGUGAUCUAUGCAAUCACGCCUACGUUCGCCAGGCCCGUGCAAAAGGCUGAACUCACCCGGUUGGCACAGACAUUUCUCCAUGUGUCCAACUUUCACUGGAUCGUCGUGGAAGAUGCCCCACAGAAGACCGCCCUGGUCUCCCGAUUUCUGGAGACAAGUGGCCUUAUCUACACCCAUUUGUCUGUAGCAACACCACCGAAUUACAAACUCGGCAGAAAUGACCCAAAUUGGAAGAAGCCACGCGGAGUUGAGCAACGAAACGCGGCGUUAAGAUGGCUUAGGGAGAAUCUCAAGCUGUCUAACAAAGGCGUUGUUUACUUUGCCGACGAUGAUAAUACUUACUCUGUUAAACUCUUCCACGAGAUGGAGAAAAUACAAAGAGUCGGCGUUUGGCCGGUUGGCCUAGUCGGUGGUCUAAUGAUAGAGAAGCCUAUUUGUGACAACGUCACUAAUAAAGUAAUGGGUUUUAACGCGGCAUGGAAACCGGACCGACCGUUUCCGCUCGACAUGGCAGGUUUUGCAAUUAAUCUCGAGCUCUUACUCAAACACACCGACGCGUGGUUUUCGUAUGAUGUGCAAGGUGGUUAUCAGGAGAGCGAGAUACUUAGGCAAAUAGUCACGAAGGAUCAGUUAGAGCCGCUGGCGGACUGCUGCACGAAGGUGUAUGUGUGGCAUACGCGAACAGAACCGCCGCAAUUGAAUGUCGAGCAGAUGUUGAUCAAAAAAGGUAAACGUUCCAAUGCUGGCAUUGAAGUAUAAAGAAAGAAAAUAUUAUCAUUCCAAUGUGCAAUGUGUUGUGCUUUCCUG
Messenger RNA from Mycetomoellerius zeteki, 1133 nucleotides. RefSeq names its product Glucuronyltransferase I (gene GlcAT-I). The transcript has 4 exons. The record is from RefSeq and is a predicted model, not a curated record. Gene Ontology annotation, molecular function: galactosylgalactosylxylosylprotein 3-beta-glucuronosyltransferase activity. Gene Ontology annotation, cellular component: Golgi membrane. The coding region runs from base 36 to 1085 and encodes 349 amino acids. Gene Ontology annotation, biological process: chondroitin sulfate proteoglycan biosynthetic process; carbohydrate metabolic process. NCBI's taxonomy places the organism in Eukaryota, Metazoa, Arthropoda, Insecta, Hymenoptera, Formicidae.